This is a messenger RNA of Saccoglossus kowalevskii, 1249 nucleotides long. RefSeq lists its product as uncharacterized. The record is from RefSeq and is a predicted model, not a curated record. Lineage: Eukaryota; Metazoa; Hemichordata; Enteropneusta; Harrimaniidae.
AUGGCCGAGAGGAAACGGGAUGUUAUUAUGACGUCGUCAAUGACAUCACACAUGCGUCACCUUGAGAACAAUAAUCUGGACAUAGACGCGGAGAAGAGAGAAGAAGAUUUGCUACACGCAGUGACUGAAGCCAUUCCUUUGCCAUAUCUCUUUAUUCUUGACGUUACUGAUAACUUUUUUGAAGUUGGUGGAACAAAAGUGACUGCUGCAGUUGUUGUUAGGAUGUUGCGGAAACGAGGCUAUGAGCUCACCUUGUCAGAUAUGUUCCAAGCAUCGGUUCUGAGGGACAUACUUAAUGUAAUGCGACCAUUGAAAUUUGAGCAAGAACAUUUACCAAAUGCAGUUAGGACGAGCCUUAAAUCGAAACCGGGAUCGACUUGUCCAAGAACGAAUAACUGUCAAUGUGCUCCGGACGUUGCGAGUUUAACUCGUGUCGCGACCAAAGAUUCUGAUGUGGAGCUUGUCUGCUUUGCUGACGCGACCAAAGAAGAAGUCUACAAAGUAUUUAGUCUGUGUGUGCAAUCACUCUUAAAACUGGAACCUAUGGAGUUGUGCCUGGACAUGAGUGACACUGACAAGCACGUGUUCGUAUCGUCGGCACUCAGGGAAAUAUUUCACAAUCCUAGCUGCCAGUCACUGUCAUUCUUAUUACGUCAUAAAAUAACCAAAGAGGUGAAGGCGGCCAUGUUGUCCGCGGACUUCUUUUAUCAGUGCCAUCCAAGCUAUGAAGGAAUUCCAUGUCUUCCUUGGCAAGCAUUUCUCUUCACUAUCGUGGACUUAGAAAGGAGGCACAAGAGAAUUCUAGGGGUGACGACCCCGAGAAAAUGGGUUUGUCAUGUCUUGUCCGUCACAAAUCUGUAUGAUGAUCCAUACACACAGUUGUCCCUACAUCGACGAUUGAAUCACGAAGGGCCACUCCUGGCUGGACAAAACGGAUACUCCGACGCUGUUUGUUUCUAUGCCAACCCACUGUUACAGGAAUGCGCCGCUGAGGCGGGUUUUAAAGUGGUCGGAUCAUCACAACUGCUGAGAGAAACAAAAUACAAAGAGUGGCGAUUUUUCCCGGAAAUAAUGCCGGAUGACAGCAGAUAUUUGGUGAUGACUCGGAGAAUCGACUACAAAGUUUGAGAGUGAGAAAUACUAGUACUCGACAAGAAAGACCACUUAAUACGAGCAUGCGCAAUGGAAACAUUCAGUUCGUGUCAGCCGCGGGAGUCAAAUAAUCGAAACACAAAAUGUGGAUGGCAAC